UGACUUCAGCGAGGCAGUCGGGGCUUCCUGGCAGGUGAUGGCGCCCCCCGUGGCCUAGAAGUCCAGCGCCCUCGGCCCGCCGCCGCAGACAGGCCUCUCUCUCCGUUGUGUCUUGGGCAAGUCUCCGGGCUCCUUGGAACAUGUUGGUGCGGCUAGCCAAGCUGUCGUGCCCUGUGUACCAGUGCUUUCAUGCCUUAAAAAUUAAGAAAAAGUGCCUACCUCUCUGUGCUACAAGAUGGUCUUCAACGUCUGUCGUGCCUCAGAUUACCACCCACUACACUGUUCACCCCCGGGAGAAAGACAAACGGUGGGAAGGAGUGAACAUGGAGAGGUUUGCGGAGGAAGCAGAUGUGGUAAUAGUUGGCGCCGGCCCUGCAGGGCUCUCUGCGGCUAUCCGUCUGAAGCAGCUGGCUGCUGAGCAUGGGAAGGACAUCCGUGUGUGCCUGGUGGAGAAGGCCGCUCAGAUAGGAGCGCAUACGCUCUCGGGGGCCUGCCUUGAUCCAGUUGCUUUCAACGAGCUCUUCCCAGACUGGAAGGAGAAGGGGGCUCCACUUAACACUCCUGUAACGGAAGACAGAUUUGCCAUUUUGACAGAGAAACACAGAAUCCCCGUGCCCAUCCUUCCAGGUCUUCCGAUGAACAAUCAUGGCAAUUACAUUGUACGCCUAGGACAUCUAGUGAGCUGGAUGGGGGAGCAGGCAGAGGCUCUUGGAGUUGAAGUGUACCCUGGAUAUGCUGCUGCUGAGGUCCUUUAUCAUGAAGAUGGGAGUGUAAAAGGAAUUGCCACUAAUGAUGUAGGAAUACAAAAGGAUGGCGCACCAAAGACAACAUUUGAGAGGGGACUAGAACUACAUGCCAAAGUCACAGUCUUUGCAGAGGGUUGCCAUGGACACCUAGCCAAGCAGCUCUAUAAGAAGUUUGACCUGAGGGCCAGCUGUGAACCCCAGACUUAUGGAAUUGGUUUGAAGGAGUUAUGGAUUAUUGAUGAGAAGAAGUGGAAACCUGGCAGAGUAGACCACACUGUCGGCUGGCCCUUGGACAGACACACUUACGGAGGCUCUUUCCUUUAUCAUUUAAAUGAAGGUGAACCUCUAGUAGCUCUUGGUCUUGUGGUGGGUCUCGACUAUCAGAAUCCAUAUCUGAGUCCAUUCAGAGAGUUCCAGAGGUGGAAGCACCACCCCAGCAUCCAGCCCACACUGGAAGGUGGGAAGAGGAUCGCCUAUGGAGCCCGGGCACUCAAUGAAGGUGGCUUGCAGUCUAUUCCAAAACUCACUUUUCCCGGUGGCUUACUAAUUGGUUGUAGCCCUGGCUUCAUGAAUGUUCCCAAGAUCAAAGGUACCCACACAGCAAUGAAAAGUGGAAGUUUGGCAGCAGAAUCAAUUUUUAAUCAACUAAAUAGUGAAAAUCUCCAAUCAAAGACAGCAGGACUUCAUGUAACUGAGUAUGAAGAGAAUUUGAAGAAAUCUUGGGUAUGGAAAGAGCUACAUGCUGUUAGGAAUAUAAGGCCAUCCUGCCAUGGGAUACUGGGAGUAUAUGGAGGGAUGAUUUACACUGGAAUAUUUUACUGGAUAUUAAGAGGAAUGGAGCCAUGGACUCUAAAACAUAAAGGUUCCGAUUCUGAUCGGCUCAAACCAGCUAAGGAUUGUACACCCAUUGAGUAUCCAAAACCCGAUGGACAGAUCAGUUUUGACCUCUUAUCAUCUGUGGCUCUGAGCGGUACUAAUCAUGAACACGAUCAGCCAGCACACUUAACCUUAAAGGACGACAGCAUACCGGUCAAUAGAAAUCUGUCCGUCUAUGACGGGCCCGAGCAGCGAUUCUGCCCUGCAGGAGUUUAUGAAUUUGUUCCUUUGGAACAAGGUGAUGGAUUUCGAUUACAGAUAAACGCUCAGAACUGUGUGCAUUGUAAAACAUGUGAUAUCAAAGACCCAAGUCAGAAUAUUAACUGGGUGGUGCCAGAAGGUGGAGGAGGACCUGCUUAUAACGGCAUGUAACAGAGCGCCUUCAUGGACUGGCACAUUUGACAGCCAGUUUCUAUAAAACUGUAAAUGUUUAGAUAACUUCUAAACAAGUGUCCUUAAACACUAUUGAAGGAGAAAACUUUAUUAUCUAAAGUUGCCCCAUAAACUCAUGAACUAUUUCUCAUAAAUAAAACUUUACAAAUAAA
Alexandromys fortis (reed vole) is the source of this 2167-nucleotide messenger RNA. RefSeq names its product electron transfer flavoprotein dehydrogenase (gene Etfdh). Lineage: Eukaryota; Metazoa; Chordata; Mammalia; Rodentia; Cricetidae. The record is from RefSeq and is a predicted model, not a curated record. The transcript is spliced from 13 exons. Gene Ontology annotation, cellular component: mitochondrial inner membrane. The coding region runs from base 141 to 1994 and encodes 617 amino acids. Gene Ontology annotation, molecular function: iron-sulfur cluster binding; electron-transferring-flavoprotein dehydrogenase activity. Gene Ontology annotation, biological process: electron transport chain.